Meloidogyne enterolobii is the source of this 186-nucleotide messenger RNA. The record is from the annotation of a GenBank genome assembly. NCBI's taxonomy places the organism in Eukaryota, Metazoa, Nematoda, Chromadorea, Rhabditida, Meloidogynidae.
UAUAUUUACCAUCGGACAUUAAUGCAUUUAAAAGAAAAUAAAAAUGAGGAAUUAAUAAAAAUUGAAGAAAACCCUUCAAAACCUCCUCCUCUUCCUCUACCUAUUUUUGAUAAUUUAAAUGAUUUGUCUAAAUACCCAAUUUUACAAUUAUUAGCUGCUGAUGCCUAUUUUUCUUCAGCUAGGUAA